Molecule: messenger RNA, 4537 nt
Organism: Carassius gibelio (silver crucian carp)
Lineage: Eukaryota; Metazoa; Chordata; Actinopteri; Cypriniformes; Cyprinidae
Product: DENN domain-containing protein 2A
Exons: 21
Coding region: 1260-4328 (1022 amino acids)
Biological process (GO): retrograde transport, endosome to Golgi
Cellular component (GO): actin cytoskeleton
Source: RefSeq, a predicted model, not a curated record
UGUGUGUUCAAUGUGCAUCGUUUCCAUUGCUUUAAAGUUUAAAGUAGUGCACAGUAGUUUUGUAAUGAUUGUAGUUUGUGCUGGUUUGUUGUUCAAAGACUGAAAGUGACACUAGUAUUGAGAAAUGUGUGUUAAUGGCUGCAUUCCUGGCUAAGAAACGAGAGAGUGGAUAGAUACAGAGCGUAAUUGAAUAAGUCCUGCAAGUGAUCUUAGCCAAGAGAACUAUAGCUCUAUUUCUCUGGACAGCUGCACGUGGAGAGGGAUAUAAACAAAAGCACUUUAUCCAAGCUGUAGAAGAAAAAUCCAGAUAUGUUGGAUACUUCAGUAACAGUCAGAGAGAGAGAGUUUCGGAGUCGUCUCAUGCAUGACUUUGUCUUCAUGUCUAUAUUUGGUAUUUCUUAGCAGAGAACAUAUUGUGAGUGGGAUAUUCCCAUUUCUGUUGGCUUGUAGUGACUCAAACCUCAUGCUUUUAUUUGGAACUGAUGUUUAGACUAAAAUGUGUUUGUUUUCAAACCAAGGGAUAAGAAACACCCAUGAUCCCAUAGUUUUCCCAACAGUACACAUCAUAAGUUCUCAGACAUACAAAGACAUAUCGAGUCCCAAACAAAAUCGUCUUACUUUUUAAAUAUGUUUUUUGGGGCUGUGACAGUCUUUGUGUGUAAUGGACAUCUAUUGCAUUUGCAGAAGCUUCAUACAGAUGUAAGUGCAUCCUACGACAGGCCGGAUGCUUCAUUUUAAGCAUGAUGCCUUUCAGUCAACAGGGAAGGAAUUCUGUCUGAUUCUGUGAGCUCCGGGGCUUUGUGUUGUAGUUUAAGGGAACGGAGCACAGAUGCCGUGAUUACUGACCUCCACCCCUUCUCCUACUUCCUGUCUUGCUCUUCUGUAACCCUUCUUCUUUUAUAACUCUUGAGAUUCCAGCCCGCACUCUUUUAAUGAGCCGUGCAUGCAAGCUGUCGCUCAGAUGCCGUCUACGUCCAGGUCCAGUGGUUUUAGAAAAUUACUCAAAAGAUGCAUUUUAAUUUUAAUCCAUCAAUCGUUAGAAUUAACAAUUGCCAUUCCUCUGUGACCUUUGAGUUUAUGUCUUAACGGCCAGCGUCCAGAUUCGUGCAGAGGCAAGUGAAGUGAUGUGGAAGUGUCAUAGAGUUUGAAGACGAUAGGGAGAAACAAGAAGGAAAUAACAAGGAGAAUGUGGGUGAGGCUGAGUUAAACAAUCCAUUCUUCCCCAUCUGGAUCGUGGGACGUUCCUUCUUCCUCUCCUAAUGAUGCCGUCUGCUAGCACCAUGACUGGCGGGAGAGCACUGCUGCUCUGUAGAAACACAGAGGACUGCAUCUACCAAUCAGCAAACGGGCUCCACUGCUGCGGAUUAAAGCUUGACCAAUCUGUGAUGCUUCAGCGGCCAGACCUGUGUGGGGUCAGGGACAGUCUCUCGUCUCUGAGCAACCUCAAACCGAGCCCAGGAGACACCAUCAUGCUCGCCCACAAGAGUCCCUCCAAUGCUCGGCCUGUUGAGAAUGGUUUGGGAGGUUGCAGCAAGUCACUCAAGUCUCCCUUAGGACUUAAGAGCACUGCCAGCAUUCGGGACAAGAUAUCCCAAUGGGAAGGUAAAACAGAGACCACCUUGUCAAACACCCAAACAGUGGGACUGAAGGAGACUGAAAGUGGAAAGAAGAAGGUACAGCCGGAAGUGCAAUGUAAAGACGGUGAGCGACUUUCCAAUUUGGAGAGACCGAACUGUGGCGAAGAGAACGGGAGAACAUUUGGAGAACCUUUGGACAUUUCUGAGAGACCUGUGAAGGAAAAGGAAUGGAUUUUGGACAAAACCCUAUUGGGGAGAACAACGGAAACUGUUCAGGACAAAAAGUUGGUGUUGACGCAUAUUAAGAAACUUGAGCAAGUGAUGAAGGAGGCUCCUUCCAAAUCAUCCUUGUCCAUGCCAGGCAAUUACUUCUGCCCAGCUUCCAAAGAGGAGCAGGAGGAAGCAAAGAAGAGGGCCACAGAGCCCAUCUUUGGGACUGUGGAUGUUGUGAGAUUUCGGAUGAGACGGGAUUCUGAGAACGUCUACAGUGAACCUGGAGCUCCUUCCAUUAACCCUUUGCCAAAACCCCAAAGAACCUUUCAACACCACACACAGACAAACAACCUUGUGGCCAACCGAGGUUUCCUCAAGGGUAAUCGAAAUCUUCCCCCUUUACCUUCCAUACCUCCCCCACCCCUUCCAUCCUGUCCUCCACCACAAGGGGUCUUUAGAAGACCUUCUGGACGAGCUCGAAACACUAAUAACAGGAAGUCCUACGAGUUUGAAGAUCUUCUACAGUCUUCGGCAGAAGGUUGUCAUACAGAUCUCUAUGAGCUAUCAAAGAUAGGGCUGACUCGCACUUUAUCGGAGGAGAAUGUCUACGAGGAUAUCCUAGACCCUCCCUCGAAGGAGAACCCAUAUGAAGACAUAGAGUUGGAAAGUCGCUGUGUUGGGAGCAAGUAUCCCAUUCCUUCUUCCAGGUCCUCUCCCAUUCCCGACACCCCAUCCAAGCUCUCCUCCAAGCCUGGUUUAUUCAGGCAGAACUCAGAGCGAGGUAGUUUCAAGCUUUUGGAAUUGCGCAAGACCGGCAGAGAUGGAGGCGUCGUGUCCCCAUCGCAGGUCAGCCCUCCAUCAACACCCAGCAGCCCGGAUGACACCCCGUGUCUGUCGGGGGACCCUUACAACCGACGGCGGAGGAAAAUCCCAAAGAUGGUGCAGAAAAUCAACGGCAUCUUUGAGGCCCGAAGGGGAAAGAAGAGGAUGAAAAGGGUCUCGCAGUCAACCGAGUCCAGUUCAGGAAGAGUGACCGACGAAAACAGCGAGUCUGAAAGUGACACAGAGGAGAAACUAAAGGCUCACAGCCAGAGAUUAGUGUCGGUGCAGUCUAUGUUGAGGCAAACCGGUCGAUAUCGCACUCUGGAGCGAGACUUGAUGGACCUCCAGGAGAGGAAGUUGUUUGAGUACUUCCUGGUUGUGGCUCUUCAUAAAACCAAAGCAGGCGUCCCGUAUUUACCAGAAGUCACCCAGCAGUUCCCUCUCAAGUUGGAACGAAGCUUCAAGUUCAUGCGAGAAGCUGAAGACCAGCUGAAAGUCAUUCCCCAGUUCUGUUUCCCUGAUGCUAGAGACUGGGCACCUGUGGAUAACUUCCCCAGUGAAACCUUCUCGUUUGUCUUAACCGGAGAAGAUGGGAGCCGAAGAUUUGGCUACUGUCGACGUUUACUGCCCAGCGGUAAAGGAAGACGUCUACCUGAAGUCUACUGCAUUGUGAGCAGACUGGGCUGUUUCGAUCUGUUCUCGAAGAUCCUGGAUGAGGUAGAGAAGCGACGAGCCGUUUCUCCAGCGCUGGUCCAGCCUUUAAUGAGAGGAAUCAUGGAGGCAGCGUUCCCAGCUCCGGGAAGAACCAUCAGGAUUAAGAACUUCCUCCCAGGUUCAGGAACAGAGGUGAUUGAAUUAUGUCGUCCUUCAGAUUCCCGUCUGGAGCAUGUGGAUUUCGAGUGUCUGUUUUCCUCUCUCAGCUUGCGUCUGCUUCUGCGGGUGUUUGCUUCUCUUCUGCUGGAGCGAAGGGUCAUCUUCACCGCAGAUAAACUCGGCACCCUGUCUAAAUGUUGUCAUGCCAUGGUGGCUCUGCUGUACCCCUUCACCUGGCAGCACACGUACAUCCCGGUUCUUCCUCCGUCCAUGAUGGACAUCGUCUGUACUCCAACUCCCUUCAUCGUGGGUCUCCUCUCCAGCUCUCUGACCCGACUCAAAGAGCUCCCGCUGGAGGAGGUCCUGGUGGUGGAUCUCGGCAGCAGUCGUUUCCUGCGACAGAUGGACGAUGAGGAUUCGAUUCUGCCUCACAAGCUCCAGGCGGCUCUCGAACACGUUCUGGAACGGAGGAAGGAUCUGGCGUGUGACGUGGCAGAUCAUCCGAACGAGCCCAGUUCUCUGAGCAGUGUGGUGUCAGAGGCGUUUGUGCGGUUCUUCGUGGAGAUCGUGGGUCAUUACUCGCUCUUCAUGGGCAGCAGUGACCGUGAUGAAGAGUCCUCGGCCUCGUCUUCCUCCUCUCCGACUCCUUCGUCCUUCCAGCGCGAGGCGUUUCGGAAAGCCGUGUCUUCCAAGAGCCUGCGGAGAUUCCUGGAGGUCUUCAUGGAGACGCAGAUGUUUGCAGGGUUUGUGCAGGAAAGAGAGUUUCGGAGGCAGGGCCUGAAAGGUUUGUUUGAGGUGAGGGCUCAGGAUUACCUGGAUUCUCUGCCAGGGAGCGAGAACAGAGGCGUCAACAAGUUCCUCAAGGGUUUAGGACACAAGAUGAAGUUCCUGUCCAAAAAGUGAACACUAGUCGUGUAGUGUGUGUAUGUUAGACUCCCGACUGGACCUGAAGACCAAAGACACAGAAACACUACAAUCUCCUCUAGUUCCCCAAACCACACGGACCUUACAGAACCUUACAGAACCACACGGACCUUACAGAACCUUACAGAACCACACGGACCUUACAGAACCUUACAGAACCACACGGACCUUACAGAACCUUACAGAAC